AUGUUGAUAAAUGAACAAACUUCGGUCGCCUAUCGCGCGCCCACCGAAGUCUUGCGACGGAUAUUCGAGUUUGCGACGACGAUAGAAACGGAAAGAGACUCUCUCCGUAUAGGAGAGGUGAUAUCUCACGUUUCUUCCCUCUUCCGGUACAUUAUUCUCACUGUCCCAAGGGCGUGGCGAAUCAUCGAUUUCCCGCUCUACUGGCCCCGCGAUAAGUUGGUCGAGUACACAACUACACUGGUGGUGAGAGCAGCAACCUACCCUGUCAAUAUCGAUAUACGUGAUGGACCGCACCCCGGCCUCACCCACGAGGAACUACUCGGCAUCUUCCAGUCGGUGUUUAAACCUAUAUCAAAUGUGGAGGAGAUUUACUUCCAUAUCACCAAUUACGACGGCUUUUUGGAUCCUAUACGAUUCAUAGAUGCCCUUCCUAGUACACCUCACUCCAUCACCCUCUAUAAUGCAGCCAACCUUGACUUCGCUAACAAUCCAAUAAUGCCUCCUGAUCCAACUGCAGGUAAUCUUUGUUACUCUGGAGGCAGCUCGCUUAAGUUCAGUCCCGACUCUUCUGUUAUCGUCGACAGCCCAAACUUUUCUCGCGCACAAUCGUGCUUGAUUAUGGCUGCCGCUCCGUCAUUGGAGAGGCUGAUUGUGGACGUAAAUAUAGGCGGUUGGUCCAUCUUUCCUAGACCAGAUAUGGCAUACAUAAAGGAACUUUACGUUCGGUAUUUCUCAAUUCGUGAGUCGGACCCAACCGCCCGCCGGCUUCACUUUCCACGACUUGGAAAGUUUAGCAUGGGCGGAUGCGAUAUCAAGUCGGAGUUGGUUUAUCAGUUUUUCAAAAAUCAUCCUACCAUCACCGACCUCACUCUCGGAAAAGACGUUGAUCUCAAAGAAAUGGCAAAGGCAUGCCCACAAAUCCGUCGCCUCUCCAUUGUGUCAGCAGUCAUCCCAGAGCUCUUUCCUCAGAAGGACGAGCCUUGGAAACGUCGAAAGACGAUUCUGCACAUGAACUAG
Messenger RNA from Serendipita indica DSM 11827, 1017 nucleotides. Lineage: Eukaryota; Fungi; Basidiomycota; Agaricomycetes; Sebacinales; Serendipitaceae. The record is from the annotation of a GenBank genome assembly.